Molecule: messenger RNA, 738 nt
Organism: Symbiodinium natans
Lineage: Eukaryota; Dinophyceae; Suessiales; Symbiodiniaceae
Source: the annotation of a GenBank genome assembly
AUGCUGGGAACCUUGUUUUCACCUUGGGAAGCAAGUGUCUCAGGCAUUUGCAGUUUCAACGCGUGGCCCAGUCCACAGAAUCACAACCGCAGCGAUGAUACCUUGCCGCGAUCCCCAGUGGACUGGGCGGCUUUGAGGCACCGCGUCGCCGGCUGCCCGGUCUUCAUCGAUGCCUUGGCAGCCAAGGACAGCAAAGACUCUGCGCGCCGCGCCUUCCAACGAACGAUUAGCAUGGACCGGGUAUGGCAGCAGGCAGAGGCAGCCUCCAACAUCGACAUCCGCUUCUCCAGCCAUCAGCACGACUGCUACUUAGGAACCCUGGCCUAUGUGUUCUGCCAACAUCUGAAUGGCAUGGCUGCAGCUAUUGAGGAUGGGGUCACGGGCAGCGAGGAGUGGAUGCAACACUACUUGAAGCUCAAUCUUGAGCUUGAGGCAAUCAUGUUCCACAUGGAGCUGCCCUGGUCUCUGCUCAUCCGCUCGCGCUUCCGCUUCGGGCCCCUGCUGACGCGCCUGUCGCGCUUUGUGAAGGAGGCUGGCAGAGGCGAACCCAGCCGAUGCGAUGAGAACGACUGGCCCGAGGACACAGAGCUUCUGAAACAUGCGGAUGAGUCGGGCCUGCUUCCGGUCAACACCGCGGAGACGCUCGGCCAAAGGGCUCUCCUUAAGAUGAACUCCGAUGCAUUAGAAGCAACCGCCGAAAGGUCCUAUCUUGCUGGCGAGGUCAGAUCGGGCCGCUAG